Molecule: messenger RNA, 2174 nt
Organism: Ostrea edulis (European flat oyster)
Lineage: Eukaryota; Metazoa; Mollusca; Bivalvia; Ostreida; Ostreidae
Product: tumor necrosis factor ligand superfamily member 10-like
Exons: 6
Coding region: 391-1437 (348 amino acids)
Biological process (GO): immune response
Cellular component (GO): membrane
Molecular function (GO): tumor necrosis factor receptor binding
Source: RefSeq, a predicted model, not a curated record
CUCAAUUGGAGAAUUUAAUUAUACACGCAGGAUGUUUUUUUUAAAAUUAAGUUAAGUACCUAAACGUAAACCGUUCUACAUCUAUCGAUUUGUGUAAAGACGAUAACAUUUUGCUAGAAAUACUAAUGCAUGCGAUCAAAGAAUCGGUGCAGUGACCUAAAUGAAGUGAUGCACAGGGUAUACUUAUUCUAACUUUUUUCCCUCGUAAUUAUUUCGUCAAACUACCGGAUAUUUAAUCAACUCCCCCUGGAUUAUGUGGAGUUUAUUUUCUACCAAUCACUCGAGGUUACUGGGGCAGGCUGGAUAUAUAGAUAGCACUCCUGUAUUUUUCCCAACACAUAUUGAUAGUGGAGAAUUUGUUUACAAACAUUUGAACGUGAAAUUUGGACAAUGAACAACAAACAAUGCAGUUGCAGCUCCGUCAGCGCUCUUGUGCCGCCGUCACCAUGUCCCAGCGAAUGUCCGGAUAUUCAAUUUACACUGACAACUUCCGACAGCGAGAGCUCCAUCAAAAGAUGUCGAAACUCUGUUUCAACAAGUUCCGAGAAGAGUUACUUUUCUUCGGGAAGUCUCAGUACUCAUCAUACACUAUACAGAACAGUUACUUUGUUACUGUUGGUGAUCUGCAUCGCUCUGUCAGCCUCUGUCAUCUCUUUGUUCCUUUUGAUAUCUGAUUUAAGAAACAAAAUUGACGAUGAUACAAGACACCAAAAUGAACAUAAGAAAUUCUGUGUGCCCUGCGCAGACUUGAAGUUCGGACCAUUUCCAGAAGACAAUGGUCAUCUUUCCAUGUUGACAAGAAAGAUUGUUAAUGGAAUUGAGAUCUGCUGUGGAAAUUCACCGAACCAAACGUCGACCAUAUUGGGCUCGGUGUUUGAGAAAAAGAUGAAUAUCACACAGACAAAAGCUAUGAUCAAAGGUCAGGAAAGUUUGCGAUUACACAGCAAUGCGACACAGGAGAGCCGCGCCGAUGUUGCCGCGCACCUACUGAUUGGUCCUCAAUACCCAGCAUUGGUUUCAGAGCCUGGCCAAGCAGCGGUGCGAAACUGGCUAACAGCUGACCCAAUAGCACACGUUAAAGGCGUGCAAUUAAGGAACGACCGUAUUCGUGUCAACAAUUCAGGCCUCUACUAUUUAUACAGCCAGGUUUACUUUCUGUCUCAAUAUUUAAGCGGAGUAAGUUUAAGUGCUACAACACUGUAUCACUACGUGUAUAGGUACAAUGUAAUUUAUCCUAACGGUGGUGAGGAACUACUUCUCAAAAGCGUAAGAACACAGUGCUGGGAGCGCACUAAAGACUAUGACGACUACACAAGUUUUACUGCCGGUGUUUUUCGAUUGAAUGUUGGUGAUGAAAUAUAUGUCAAAGUUUCAAAUAUCAGUCAGGUUUCUCCAGACCCCAAAGCAACUUUUUUUGGUAUGUUUAAGUUAGGGUGAUGUUAGAUACACCAUUGCCUCAGAGGGCAUUGCGAAUGUAACAUGGCGAUGUGUUCAUUGGCUUGUGUACUUAAACAUGAUAUAUCUGUGUUGCAGAAAUUCAGGAGUCAAAAACUGCACCAGUUUUGUACGUAGACUUCAAUGCAAUUUUAUCACCGGUGAAAUGAAUUUUUGAAUAUUCAUUAGUUUCAAAUUUAUGACAUGUUGUUCAAAUCAAAGAAUGUAUAUUUUAACAGCUUAUUUAUUUUAUAUAUUGAAGUACGUCCAGUGUGUAGACGUGCCGGUUUGUUUACAUAUUAUAAUUAGAUAUAUACGCGCAUUAAGGUUAAAUAACCGUCCAAUGUUUGAUAGUGAUAAAUGAAUGAUUCCCCGUGCAUUGUUUACAUGUCAGUUGUGACAUUUCUAUGUAUAUACAUAUAUUUAUAUUUGCAAUUGUUUUCAUGUGAAUAUCACAUGUCAAAUAAAUGUUUACUUAUGCUAUGUGUCUGUAUAGAAUACUGAAGAUGAACACAGCCCCAACGCCAUUCAUAAUCUCCAACAGAAGUAUUUGAUGGAAGAUAUUUUUUGCUCAAGUAUCAAAGUCUUAACUUGAAGGCAUAGACACCUUGUUCUACAAACCCCGUGACACAUUCAUUGUUUUUAACUGUAAUCUAUCCGUCAAAACAUAAUAUACAAAACUGUAUUUACACACCAUACAGUGUAUGUGUCGAUAUAUAGAAAUAAAGAACGAUAAUCUG